Molecule: messenger RNA, 4395 nt
Organism: Capronia epimyces CBS 606.96
Lineage: Eukaryota; Fungi; Ascomycota; Eurotiomycetes; Chaetothyriales; Herpotrichiellaceae
Product: STE/STE11/CDC15 protein kinase
Exons: 1
Coding region: 1-4395 (1464 amino acids)
Biological process (GO): protein phosphorylation
Cellular component (GO): cytoplasm
Molecular function (GO): ATP binding; protein serine/threonine kinase activity
Source: RefSeq, a predicted model, not a curated record
AUGCCUGCUCGGACCGCCGACCCUCCAGACGAUGUCCCUACUGCCAGAGAACUCGACGGCUUCAGCCUCAAGCCCAGAGGGUCCAGACCUCCUUCUAGCCCGACGAAAAAAGACGACAAGACUAAGGCACAGGAUGUAGCAGAAUUGAAGGACUAUCAAUUGGGUGAUUGUCUAGGCAAAGGUGCCUUUGGCUCUGUUUACCGGGCGUUGAAUUGGGGAACUGGCGAGACCGUCGCCGUGAAGCAGAUCAAACUGGCGGACUUGCCCAAGAGUGAGCUCAGGGUCAUCAUGCUGGAAAUAGAUCUGCUCAAGAACCUCGAUCAUCCCAACAUCGUCAAGUACCACGGAUUCGUCAAGACCCCCGAGACUCUCAACAUCAUCUUGGAAUAUUGUGAAAAUGGCUCGCUACAUUCCAUCUCGAAGAACUUUGGUCGUUUCCCCGAAAACCUGGUGGCUCUGUACAUGUCCCAGGUCCUUCAAGGAUUGGUAUAUUUGCACGAGCAGGGUGUGAUUCAUCGAGACAUUAAAGGAGCCAAUAUAUUGACAACCAAGCAAGGGCUGGUCAAACUUGCUGAUUUUGGCGUUGCAAGUCGGACCACGGGUCUACACGAGUCGAGUGUGGUUGGAACUCCAUACUGGAUGGCUCCGGAAGUCAUUGAGUUGACGGGGGCGACGACCGCCUCAGACAUUUGGAGUUUGGGAUGCACAGUGAUUGAGCUGCUGGAUGGGAAACCGCCUUACCACACCCUCCAGCCCAUGCCGGCACUGUUUCGCAUUGUGAAUGACGAUCAUCCCCCCUUACCACAGGGUGCUUCCCCGGGGGUUCUUGAUUUCUUGAUGCAAUGCUUUCAGAAAGACCCCAAUCUGCGAGUCUCGGCCAGGAAGUUGUUGAAACAUCCUUGGAUCGUCAAUGCGCGCAGAUCCGACGCGGUCAAGCCAAAGAACCCCACUGAAUAUACGGAGGCCGUCAAGAGCGUUCAGGAAUGGAAUGAAGCGCUGAAGGAUUCGCCCAACAGCAGUUCAACGAGGAAGAACUCCAACGCCUCUACCGCCAGCCCGAUACCAUCCGCGAAGGAAUCGCUUCGAUCACUCAAAUCGCAAAUGAAAUCUACCGUCCCCCUCAACAAAGAACAUACCACGAACCGAUUUCGAUCUCUGGAGGACGAGGACAACUGGGAUGAUGAUUUCGCAACCACCAUAUCGCCAAGUACAUUCCAGCUACCUCACCUUCGGCCUCACGACAACUUCGGUGGAAUGUUAUCCUCUGAGAAAUUGAAAGCGUUUGCAGCGGUAGAAAAUCCAAUGGGAAAAGAAAAUGAGGCUCUGGAGGACCAAGAUUCCACGUUGAAAGCCUUCCCCGCAACCGACGCAGAGUCGAUGAGGACGGUCCGCCUCGCAACAUCGAAGAAGCCAGAGUUCCGCCAUACACGUCACAAGUCUGAAGCUCCGCUCAAAACCAAACCCAAGUCUGCGCAGACUUCCCGGAAAGCCUCGCUGCCGUCCUCGCGGCAGAGUACCAAUCUUUCCAAGAGCAAGGCUCCGCCUCCCAAGAUCCCACAGGAUGAACCACCGACUCGCCGAUACCGAGAAAGUUCUGUCGAGGAUUUCUCCGACAUCAUCUCAGGGAAUGAAUUGACUCUGGACACGAAACUAGGCAUGAUGCGACUGCAGAACGAAGAACCCUCCAAAAUUCUCAACUCGCCAAGUGUGACAGAUUUGAUGCAGAGCAUGAGGCCCCCAAGGGCCGGCGGAAGCCUCAAACGUGCCCCGGCGCCCAGAAAUAAGUUGUCCAUGCGGAGGACAAGGUCCUCGAUUGAAAUACAACGGUUCGCGGAGAACGAGGAAGAUGAAGACUUUUCGGACGUCCUUGCGCAGACCGCUGCGGUGUUUGAGAAGCCUGACAGUGAAGAUGGGUCAGAGUUGAUGUUGAAUUCGAAGGUCUCAAACUUGUCCUGGCUGCCAGAUGGCGAGGACGACGAUGAUCCAUUCGCCCAGCUCGAGGAAGGCCUACCGGAAGCAGACCUUGAGUCCAACAUAGCCCGCGACAAGCAUGCGCGACUAAGGAGCGACGUGGAGGUCUUGGUGGGCCGGCUCAAAGUCAUGCAGGAUGAUGACGCCCUCUUACAGAUCUCGGAAGAGCUGAUGAAUUUUUUCGACGUGUUUUCAGAGACCAAAAGUGUUAUUAUCAGUGCACAUGGUGUGCUCCCGAUUUUGGAAAUCCUGGAGGACUGUAUGCGCCUGGAUAUCGUCCUCAAUCUGUUGAAGAUUGUCAAUGCCAUCAUCUUCAAUGAUGAAGAAGUACAGGAAAACCUGUGUUUUGUGGGGGGCAUCCCAAAGAUCAACAAGUUCGCAUCGAAAAAGUUCCCUCGAGAAAUCCGGUUAGAGGCUGCCGCCUUCGUCCGACAGAUGUACCAGACCUCAACCCUGAUCCUCCAAAUGUUUGUCAGUGCGGGUGGUCUCACGGUGUUGGUUGAUUUCCUAGAAGAUGAUUACGACGACGACCGAGAACUGGUCCUUAUUGGGGUCAAUGGGAUUUGGAGUGUCUUUGAACUGCAAGGGUCUACUCCGAAGAAUGACUUUUGUCGAAUCCUUUCGCGCAACUCGGUGCUGGAACCAUUGUCAUUGGUGCUGAACCGAGUAUUGAAUGAACCCUCGGAUUCCGGAGAUCAAAAGGAGCUCGCCGACUUGUGCGAGGGUCGGAUAGCCAGCAUUUUCUUUGUCUUUUCGCAGGCCGAAAAUUAUGUCAAGGAACUUGUGGCGGAAAGGACCGUGUUACAUCGCGUUCUCAAGAAUCUCAAGAAGAUGGCACCGGCACAUCAGGUGACGAUGUUGAAGUUCAUCAAAAACCUGUCCAUGUUGUCCACGACCUUGGACGCCCUGCAUAAUUCCAACGCCAUUGACGUUCUGGCCGAACUUCUCAGCAACAGCAUGAACAAGCCACAUUUUAGGGAGAUGUCCAAUCAGAUCUUGAACACGAUUUACAAUCUUUGUCGAUUGUCGAAGCGACGGCAAGAAGAUGCCGCUCUUGUCGGGAUCAUUCCCAUUCUCAUCAAGAUUGUCAAGCAAGAGAAGACGCCGGUGAAGGAAUUUGCCUUGCCAAUUCUCUGUGACAUGGCUCAUUCAACCCGGGCUGCGCGCCGCGAACUCUGGCAGAACAAGGGUCUGGCGUUCUAUGUUUCGUUGUUGUCCGAUCCUUAUUGGCAGGUGACGGCACUCGAUGCCAUCUUCACGUGGCUUCAAGAAGAGACUGCUCGAGUGGAAGACCAUCUGUUGGAGAACCAAAACUUCACCUCCGCCAUCGUGGCCGCCUUGACGAGCAGCAAAUCGACCUCGUUCGAAAACCUGUUGGAGCCUCUCCAGAAGCUGCUGAGGCUAUCCCCACCUCUUGCGGCAUCCAUGGCCCGCAGUCCUCAGCUGUUCGAUACUCUCGGCCAGAGACUAGGCCACAACAAACCAGCGAUUCGACUCAACCUCCUUCGCAUCAUCGGCAGCAUUUGCGACUCGACCGAGGAAGGCUGCUUCCUCCUCGAACAAUGUGGUCUGUACGAUGUGAUCCGGGAGUUGUCUUUCUCGGACUCGGCCGUCUUGGUUCGCAGUAUGGCCGGAGAACUCAUCCGCUCGUGUGAGGAAUCCGACAAUGUCAGUAUCAAGAGCGGCCAGGGGGGUGCCACCGCGGCCAAUGGUGGGCGACGGAUACAUGCCGGAUUUCAACGGCGCACGAGCUCUACCACGCCUCCGCAUCUCCUCGAUCGUCAGAUGAGCAUGCCCACUUCUCCCCAGCUCGGUCGUUCGGAGCGUGCGAGCAUCAACAUGUACGACGCCCCGGUGGCGCAGACGCCGCGAAGGCAACGCAACGGCGUCUAUGUCAAUAGUGCCAGCGUGAUGCGGCCGGCCAGUCGUGAUGGCUCGACGUACGUGCGGGAAAACUCGCCGGCGUUUGCCAUGCCGGGCCUCACGAGAGCCCACACUGCCAGUGCGGUGACGGAAAUGACGGUGAACAAGAGCAGGCUUCCACGACAGUCCACAGCCGCGACUGCCAUGGCGGGCCAUCACCGGCUCUCGAGACAGAGUACGCGUGAAAGCAUGGUUAGUUCGUCGAGGGCGUCGGCAUCUUCCUCGGCGGAAAAAGAGCCCCGGCCACGCACGCACCAAUCAUCACACAGCCAGAGCAGUGGGCGAAACACACCGGCGACUCUGACACCGGUGACAGAAGGAAGGGUUCGUCGGCAUGGUCAUACGAGUAGCAUCAGCCAGAGUCAGACUCAAGGCUUACCUAACAUCAAUCAGCUUGGUUCGCGUCCGGGUUCGCAGCAGAGUCAACGACCAGUCGAGGUGACGGUUGCAAGACGGACUACCGCCAGAAGGCAGGGGACUGCAGAUGACCGAUGGGGUUAG